Dufourea novaeangliae is the source of this 2979-nucleotide messenger RNA. It is a transcript of the gene pain, whose product is annotated as transient receptor potential cation channel protein painless. Gene Ontology annotation, cellular component: membrane. Gene Ontology annotation, molecular function: monoatomic ion channel activity; protein binding. The transcript has 2 exons. The record is from RefSeq and is a predicted model, not a curated record. The coding region runs from base 15 to 2696 and encodes 893 amino acids. Lineage: Eukaryota; Metazoa; Arthropoda; Insecta; Hymenoptera; Halictidae. Gene Ontology annotation, biological process: monoatomic ion transport; transmembrane transport.
UACUAGAUACAAGGAUGAAUCCCGAGGACGAGUCUUUGCAAAUGCACUUGCUGCACGACUAUACCUCGUCACUGAUACGGUCACGGAUCCUCUACAAGCAGCUACUGGACUGUCUACGCUCCAAGGACAUCAGAACCUUCAGGAUCCUCGUCGAGCAAAGCUUGAAGAAAGUACCGUCCGGCAUUAACGUGAACCACGUGUACAGGAAUCGAUCGGAGGAGACAUGCUUGGACAUUGCCUGCAAGAACGGUCUGCCGGAGUUUGUGCAGUUUCUGCUGGAAAAAGGGGCGAAGGUGAACAGGAUCAACGAGGCGCACAACCGUGGCCCGAUUCACUUCGCCACGGAGAACGGUUAUCAGGAUGUUCUUAGAGUUCUCCUGAACGAAUCGACGAUUAAUCCGAAUCUGGAGGCCGGUCAGCAGACCGCUCUCCACAUGGCGGUGAAAAAAAAUGACCUGAACUGCGCUGAGUUGUUGCUCGAGAAGGGAGCUAGUCCCAACAUACCUAAUAACAAAGGUCUGACCGCCGUGCACAUAGCGGCUAUGAAAGGUCAAAGGGACAUGGUGGAGUUGAUUUUGCAGAAAUCGACGCACGCCGUGGAUCUGGACAGCUACAAGGAUUACAACAACGAGACCACCAGAGACGUUUUAACGAAGAAGCUACCAGACGUCGAGCUUCCGUCGGUUCAAAAGAGAGGCGUGAACGUGUACGAUCUCAAGUAUUACUUGAACGCAAACGACCAGACGAACUUUUUCAAGUGUUUACAAGUCGUUCAGGACGAUGUGGUGAACAAUGUAGCCGAGGAUCUGAUCGAGAUGGCUGCCCAACGGAACUUCGAGGACACGAUUUCUGCGCUGCUGGAGAGGGUACAGAGGACCGUAGGAUGUAAUUUACAGAAAGCUGCGAAUAUAGCGAUUCAGAUGGGCUCGCCUGGUGUUCUUCGUAGGAUAUUAAAUACGGAUAUCCAGGUCGGAAACGAUUUGCUGUUGAACGCUUGUGUCGAGCUGGGCAUUCCGGGAGGAAACGGUACGGAGAACAUGGAUGAUCGUUUGGAGUGCCUGAAGCUGAUCCUGGACAGGGAUGACGUGGAUGUUCGAUGCACGGACAGCAAAGGAAACACCCCGUUGCAUUACGCGGCCAGAGCUGACUGCCGCGAAGCGGUCACGUUAUUGCUGGAGAAAGGAAGUUACAUAGGUCACACGAACGUCUUCGGCGUGCCGCCAGUCGCCGACAUCUCCGUGUCCAUCCUGUCUCAAUAUUUCGACGAUUGCAUACAAGCCCGAAAAGAACAAACGAACGAAUACACGAUCGAGUUCGACUACAAAUGCUUGAUACCUCACGGCACGUGUCGCGCCGAGUAUCAAGAGUCCAAUCCCCGACAGACACGAGAGAUGGAUAUAUUACAGUACAUCGCGGACAACCGUAGUCUGAAGCAUUUAUUAAAGCAUCCUCUUCUGUCCACGUUUUUGGGCCUGAAAUGGCGCAGAAUACGAGACCUUCUCUUUCUAAACUUCAUCUUCUACGUUCUCCUUUAUUGUUUUCUGAACAUCUACAUUCUAAUCGUGACGUACGAAAUAGCGGACACCAGAACAUCACAAAACUCGAGUGAUCCACUGAACGAAGAAACAGUGAAAUCAGCCUCAGUCGGUGUGCUACGAAUCUUCACUAGUAUAGCACUGGUUUUGCUCGCUGUCAGAGAGAUCCUACAGUUCGUCUCGUCGCCGUGUUACUAUAUCUCGAGUCCCGAGAAUUGGUUAGAAAUCGUGUUGAUAAUUCUUGGGUUCUCGGUCCUUUGCGGGGCUGGGAUGAAAGUUGCCGCAGUGGUGAUAUUGUUGUCCGCGUGGGAGCUGGUCAUCUUGAUGGGCCAACAUCCCUCGUUGUCCACGGACGUCGAGAUGUUCAAGACCGUGUCUCUGAAUUUUCUGCGCUUCCUGGUCCCCUACGCGUUUCUGAUUCUAGCAUUCGCUUUUGCUUUUUUCGUGCUCCUCGAGGAUGGGGGCGACGAGAAUUUCUCGGGUCCUGGACAGUCGCUGUUCAAGACCGUCAUCAUGCUCACGGGAGAGUUCGAUGCAAAUGACAUACCGUUCGUGUCUCAUCCGAUUAUGAGCCAUUUGGUCUUCAUGUUAUUUGUUUUUCUGAUUGCUAUAGUUCUGUUCAAUCUGCUGAAUGGGCUGGCGGUCAGCGAUACCGCGGAGAUUCUAGGCAAGGCAGAAUUGGUUGCAUUGAUCUCCAGGAUAAAAUUGGUUUCGUACAUUGAAAACGUCGCGAUCCGUGCUCCGUUUGUUCACGGGCGACAUUGUUUGCUCUGCCAUGGUUUCCUCCACUUGUGGUCGUGUAAUCCAUUCACAUUCCUUCUUAACAGGAUUCUUAUUUUUCCGGAUUACUUGAAGGAUGGUAAACUGACCGUUAAACCGUACGACGGUUUGGUAACAUUAAACGAUCAAAUUUGUUAUAUGAAAAAAUCUGUCGGGGAAUCGAAAGACAAAGUAUAUCCUACAUUCACAAUGAACUCCCGUGUUAUAAAGCAAGUUAAAGAGAUCCUUUCGAAAAGGGGCCGGGAAUCGGAUAGCGAAAAGGUGAUCAGCGAAUUAGAAAAAGUGAAAGAGAGAUUAACUUUGAUUGAUAUGACAUUAAAUGCCUUGAAACAAGGACUUGAAAAUAAUAAUUUCAAUAUUAGAAGAAACAAUGAGAAUUGAACGCCGUUCGGGCAGAUAGUUAUAAACAAUAUUCAUCUUUAAUUUCUGUUGCUUAGAUGUGACAAGAAUCAUUAUUAUGCAAUGAUACAUUUGUAGGUAGAGCUGGAUAUAGCGUAUCAACACUAUUACUACAGACAAAUAGAAAAGUAUAUCACUUGAUAUUACUGUAAUAUGGCUAUUGAAUUUGAUAGACUAUUUGACUGCUGCGUAUUACAUUGUGUCUGUACAUACAAAUCUAUAUAUAUAUACACAUUUUUAAUUUUAAGUGUUGUUUAAAAUCUGU